AUGCAGGCGUGCAGGCCAUGCCAUUUCUCUAGCCAGCUUCUGCUGCCUGACGGAGAUCACUCACGCAAGAGUCUGACUUUUGUCCUCCUUGUUGCAGGCCCAAGUGGAACGUCCUCGGGGACAAAUGACCACUCUAGCAAUCCCACCAAAGAAGCAAUCACCAGUCCAGGAGCCAGUGGGACCAACAGAGCUGACACCACCACUAGGGGAAGAUCCUCAGCUGGCAGCAGCAGCAGCAGCAGCAGCAGCAGCAGCAGUUCCCCUGGAGCCACUGCAGUGUGUCAUGGUCCAUUUGGUGAAAAAAAAUCUCCUGGAGACACAUGGAUUAUAAAUUGCCACCAAUGUACCUGUAGUGAUGCAAAAUCGGUAGACUGUAAGCCCAGAACCUGUCCCAUUCUACCCACAUGUACAAAUGGAGAGAAAUUGAUACGAUACAAGUCCAAUGAAUCUUGUUGUGAAACUGCAUAUUGUGAGCCAAGAACAUGUUUUCACAAUCAGACGGACUAUAAGAUUGGUGAAUCAUUUGAUGAUCUCCAUAAUCCAUGUGUGUCCCAUUUCUGUACUGAAAAUGGCUUUGUCACAGUGGUCCAAGAUUGCCCAAAGCAGAGUUGGUGCCCAAAGGAAAACAGAAAAUAUGAUUCAAAAAAAUGUUGCUAUACUUGUAAGGAAGACUGCAAACCAGUUCCUGUGAAUGUAACUGUUGAAUACAAAGGCUGUAUGAAGAAGGUUGAGAUGGCAAAAUGUAGUGGGGAAUGUAAAAAAUUACUCACGUAUAACUAUGAGACACUUCAAGUGGAAAACUCGUGUAUGUGCUGCCAAGAAGAUAUGUAUGAGAACAGAGAAGUCACUCUUAGUUGUCCUGAAAAGAAAACAUUGCCUUACACAUAUAGACAUACCAUCUCCUGCUCAUGCAAGAAUCUUUGUUCAAACUCUACAAGAAUAUUUUAA
Dromiciops gliroides (monito del monte) is the source of this 948-nucleotide messenger RNA. Its product is annotated as submaxillary mucin-like protein. The coding region runs from base 1 to 948 and encodes 315 amino acids. Gene Ontology annotation, molecular function: protein binding. The record is from RefSeq and is a predicted model, not a curated record. The transcript has 9 exons. Lineage: Eukaryota; Metazoa; Chordata; Mammalia; Microbiotheria; Microbiotheriidae.